AUGGCGCUAUGGUUCAAGGGCAUCCUGCUGUAUGGCAACCCUGCCCAGAAAGAGAAGUAUCUGCCUAAACUAGCCACAGCUCUCCUGGAGCCGCUCAACCUGUCAUUGACGUGGGAGUCUGAAUUCCGUAUAAAGCUGUCGUGGAACGCACCAAAGAAUUUAGAUGCAUCAUGCAAGGUGAACUACAUGAUCACUACAACGAUCGGAGAGAGGAGACCCAAAGUAGGGACAACUUUCAAGUUGUAUAAAGAGUAUAGACUCUCUACGGAAGAUGCAGUGAAUUACACAGUGCAAACAAACCCCAAACACUGUACAGGCAGAACCAUAAGCAAACCUGUCAGCAAAUCCAUCACUAAACCCACAGAGUUGGUGAAGAAUUUCCGGUGUUCCCUCUACUCCUCUAAGGCCAUGAACUGCAGCUGGCUCCCAGCCAAUCAGGCCUCAGACCUCCAGCUCUACUAUGGGUACCUUGGUCCCUCCCACAUAGCAGCAUGCAGUGAAUACCAGUACAGAGAUGGUCAGAGGACAGGAUGUCACCUGAGAGGAUCCUUCCUUCAAUAUGACGUCUACUUCAAGGUCAAUGGGACUCUCGAUGGCUUAUCUGUACGGAAUAACUUCCUGGUGCUUCCUAGAAAUCAUGUCAAGCCCCCGGCCCCUAAGGUGAAGAUCACAGAGGAAGGUAGGAAUCUCAUCCUGAGCUGGGACCCUCCGGACAUAGGCGCUGGCCACUGCUGGAAUUACAUCUUAAAAUACAACAAGUGUCAAGAGUCUCUGGGUAAGGAAAUGCAAUUGGAACAUGUACCAGUGAAGGUUUCAUAUGACCAGAGAUGCCAGUACAGAGUCAAGCUUAAAGCAGUCUAUACGAGAUGGUGUGGGGAGGGAGGCAGCGACUGGAGCGAAGAGGAAAUCUAUGGCACAGAAAUACGUUUUUCCCCAAGAUUCCCCCAAGGACCCUAACUGCACUGCUUAAGAGUGUCCGGAGUGGGAGCUCCGCAAUCGAUCAUAGAUCAGCACUCCAACUCUGAAAGCACUCGUGACUGCAACUUUUCCUCUCUCUAUACCUCUCUCUUUCCUUUCUUCUGUACUGCUCAACCGGCUCUGGAUUUCUGUGCUUCUCCACCCUAGCUUUUGAUGCAGCCUUCUUUCUUUUCUUAUCUGCCAAGACGUUUAUCUGCCAAGAUAACAAGAAGUUUAGAUGAAUCAGAUCGUUCUAGAUUAUUGCACAUCCCCUAAAGGAGCAUUACACUCAAAAAUGUCAAGUUUGGCACAUGUUUGCACACCUCAAAAGUAGACUUAAAGGGAUAGAUCACCCAAAUUACAAAAGUACAUUGGAUUCCUUACCCUGUAAGCAGUCAAUGGACAAGGCAAGACACCAAUCCAUGCUUUGGUUUAUAGCACAAAACCACUGCAAGUGGAUAUCCCCGAUUUAUAAGCAUUUUCACAUUCCAUGUCCAAAUCAUCCCAGUGCCAAAAAUGGAUUGUAUAGCUCAAUAAAGUUAGUUUAAGAUGAUUUGGACAUGAAAUGUGAAAUAUGCUAAUAUCACAGAUAUUCAGUUAAAUUGGUUUUGUGCUAUCAAUGUUAAAAAGAUGGAGACAGUGACCAGGUAAACAAAACCCAAGCAUGGAUUGCUGUCGUCUCUUGUUCAUAGACUGCUUACAGGGUAAGGAAGCAAGCAGCAUGCUACCCUGUACCCCACUGCUGGCUUGCCUCUGAAGCUAAGCAGGGUUGGUCCUGGUCGGUCUCUGGAGACCAGAUGCUGUUGGAAGUGGUGUCAGAGGGCCAGUAGGAUGCACUCUUUCCUCUUGUCUAAAAAAAUAUAUAUAUCCCAAUGCCCCGGGGCAGUGAUUGGGGACAUUGCCUUGUGCUGUCUUUCAGAUGGGAU
This is a messenger RNA of Salvelinus sp. IW2-2015, 1883 nucleotides long. The record is from RefSeq and is a predicted model, not a curated record. NCBI's taxonomy places the organism in Eukaryota, Metazoa, Chordata, Actinopteri, Salmoniformes, Salmonidae.